Messenger RNA from Micromonas pusilla CCMP1545, 207 nucleotides. RefSeq lists its product as uncharacterized. The record is from RefSeq and is a predicted model, not a curated record. NCBI's taxonomy places the organism in Eukaryota, Viridiplantae, Chlorophyta, Mamiellophyceae, Mamiellales, Mamiellaceae. The coding region runs from base 1 to 207 and encodes 68 amino acids. The transcript has a single exon.
AUGGAACGACCCCAGGGGCACAACCUCCCGGACGCGAUAGGGAACAGGUACUGCGUCAACAUCGCGUGCGUCGCGGGGCGCGCGUCCGAGGAGGACAUGUUGGCGCGCGAGCGGGAGCUGAAGGAGGCGCACAGGGCGCGGACGGAGCGGGAGAAGAAGAGGACGACGGCGACGACGGCGACGGGCGAUGAGGACGCGUUUAGGUAG